AUAUUAUUAUUACUAUUAUUACUAUUCAAAUAAUAAUAAAAUAUAAUACAUAUAUUUUAUAAUAUUAUUCGCGCAUAGUGAACCUGCGUCCUGCACGCACACACGCACCGUGGCCGGUGUUCUUGUAAUAAUUGUGUAGUGUCUGUUAGUUGAUAUUACGUUAUAGUCGUUAUACGCGUCGUACUUCGACAAGGAGCAGACGAUACGGCAACGCGUCCGUUAACGAUAACGAACGUGAAUUACGCGCGCACAUAGUUGGUACGGCGUCGGUCGAUCGGCAUACGUUAUUUUAUUGUAAUCAAUAAAUAGUUAUUGGUUUUUUUUUCUCAGUUCUCUCGUUCUUGUGAUCUUCUGCUUUUCGUUUUGUCGUCCGAUCGGUCGAUUUCGUCUCACAUGACUCGGCCCGGAGACAAUAAUAUGCGAUUGUUAUUGUACUGCGCGCACGGCGUUCAGCGUUCAAAAAACGGUUCUCUACGAAAUGCGUAAACGACGGACCCGGCGACAACAACAAGAAGACAACGACGACGACGAAGAAGAAGAAAACAACGACAAAAACCGCCUCUGUCGCCUCCAAGAAUACGCAUGACGACACGUGUUAUCCGUUUGCUUGGACGGACGUUUGGUCGCCGCAUUCACUGCCAUCCAUCUGGAAGCUGGGUUGUCAUCAAAGCACCAUAGUUAACAAUCCUCUGUCUAAAAAUUUUAUCGGCCACUCACCUCAACAACUUCUCUACCGACUGUCGAUAUUUGUCCGGCUACAGUUACUUAUUUCCCCACGAGUACGUGCCAUUCGCCAUCACUGAGUAACUUCUCUUAAAAACUGGUAUAUGACAUAAUAUUAUGAAAUGAAUAAAAUGGAGGACAGAAAAAGGACAAUUCUUUCUUCUGGCGAUUCCAACACAUCAUUAACGCCAGUUAAACUUCAGAAACUUAAAGAAAAUGAUAAGGUGUCUAAUGAAGAUGAUAAUGUUUGGAGUAUUUCAAAAGUAACUAGAGGAGUUAAUGCUAAAAGUUCCGGUUCAAAAACAGUAAUGAAACAUGCUUUACGACAACAGGCUAAACGAAGGCGCAAAAACACUACUAUUGCUGCUGGAAAUGUAGCUCCUCUUCCAAGAAUUAUACUCCCCUCCAAUCAAAUUAACACCAUUGAAGAUGAAUCUAGAGUACCUACAAUGUUGGAAGUGUUAUCAUCUAUUCCAGGAUUUAGUUUAGUAAAACCACGUAAACGCCCCGGAUCUAAACGAUUGUCAGCUGCUGCUCAAUUACAGCAAGUAAAGGCUGAAGGUUGUGUUGAUUUAGAAACGCCAGAUUCUGUUCUAGCACAAGUUAAUUUAAGAUCACUUUUGAAUACGCAAACUUUUUCAAUGCUACCCCGUCUCUAUCAACAUAAACUAAUUCAAAUGUUACCACAUGUUGAUAGGGAAAAUAUAAGUGAUACUCAAUCUGAUUUCCGGCCAUUAUUAAACUCAUCUGUUUUAAAUAAUGAGUUCUUUGCUCAAGCUUGUCUUGAAUGGACUGAUAGACUAUCAGAAGGGGAGUUUACGCCUGAAAAUCAGCAAAAAAUGAAAAUGGAUAUUGAUCGUGAAAAAAGCAAACUAGAUCCAUUUAAAGUUAUUAUUUUUGUGGACGUGGCAUUAGUGUAUCAAACUGAUGAAGACAUUAUGAUGGAUAUUCCAUUGAAAGAUGAAUUUAUAACCGAUGUUGAUAAAAUAGAGGAUGUAAAUUUGGAUGAAACAUCAGUGAUUAAAAACUGGUCUUCGUUAAUGAAUGAUGAUCUUGGCUCAUUAAUUCCAGAAUAUGAUUGUGUUUCUACUUCAAAAGUAAAAGAACAAAGUGAAAGUGAAGUCCAAUUGGAGUUGGAAGUUACUUUAACUCCAAAARUAGAGGAUGUAAACUCAACAACUAAUCAAAUUCCGUCUAAUGGGCCAAAUGAAAAUAAUAUGAAUAUUAUUCGAGAACUUCCAAAAAACAUUUCUCCGCCUGUGGUUGUUCAAAUGCCUAUUCAGCCUCUUGUUAUUACUUCUUCUAACAGUUCGCCAUUACCUAGUACACCAUCUUUAUCUAUAUCUCCGUUACUUCAAACUCCUUUCGAGUCUAAUAUCUCUAAUGAUUUUUCAUUUAUCAACACAAUAUCUAAUAUCACAUCAGCGCCUUCUGAUCGUCCAGUUCACCAAACUUAUGUGUCAUCAAUCAAAUCACAAUCACAAGUGAGCUCAGGUAACAGCGGAUCAAGUAGAACUAGCGGUAGAUCAACAGUGAAGCAACCACAACCACCUGGUGCUAUAAAUUUAGAAAGAAGUUACCAAAUAUGCCAAGCUGUUAUACAAAAUAGUCCUAAUCGUAAUCAACUUAGGUGUCAACUGAAACCACCACCUGCAAUAUUAAUUGGCAAAACCUCUAUUUUACGAAAUGGGCCAAAACCAAUAAGGAACAUAAAUAUCAACAGCAGUUCACAACCUUUAGUUGUUAGACAUGUGUUUGCAUCUUCUCGUGGCAUUCCUGUAACAAUGUCUGUUGGACCACCAUAUACAUCUGAUCAACAACAAUUAACCGAAAAACAAAUGGGGCAGUACCUGUUGGUCCAGAGAUCUGGUGGAAUAACAGGCAUACGCCGAUCAUCUAGUGCUCCUCCGACCAAUAAUAAAAUACCGCCAAUUUUGAAUGGUGGAAGACCAGCAAGUGUAGGUAUACAAGUAUCUACCUAUGGUCAGUCACAGCAAUCAAAUGAUUGUUCAUGUAGUCUUAACGCUAUGGUAGUAUGUAAGAAAUGUGGAGCGUUUUGUCAUGACGAUUGCAUUGGUCCUUCUAAACUUUGUGUUACAUGUCUUAUUCGAUAAUAAAGCUCAAAGUUUGAUAUUAAAAAUAUUAUCAUAAAAUGUAACACAGGCUAAAUUUUAAUCAGGUUUUCCAUAAAUUUAUGAAGUAUACAGUUGAUAAAUUAUUAUUUUUAUUAAUUAACGUAUUGCCUAUAUUUAAUUUGUUUAAUUUUAUUUUUUCAAACCUUCAGUCCUAAUUAUAUUGUUAUAUAUAUAUAUAAGUUGGUUUUCAUAAAGCUAAAGUAUUUACAAACAUUAUCAAUAAAUACUAAUUCUUAGCUUAUUUAAUUGUUCACUCUCAUUGACCAUUAUAUCUCCA
This is a messenger RNA of Diuraphis noxia (Russian wheat aphid), 3135 nucleotides long. RefSeq names its product transcriptional regulator additional sex combs (gene Asx). Gene Ontology annotation, cellular component: PR-DUB complex. NCBI's taxonomy places the organism in Eukaryota, Metazoa, Arthropoda, Insecta, Hemiptera, Aphididae. Gene Ontology annotation, biological process: animal organ morphogenesis; positive regulation of transcription by RNA polymerase II. The record is from RefSeq and is a predicted model, not a curated record. Gene Ontology annotation, molecular function: DNA binding; chromatin binding.